UAAGCACCACACUUUGUCUUCUCUUGUGUUUCUGAGAAAAGAGAUCAACCAUGGAAUUUCCCUUCAACCAUGGCCAGCACUCUAACGUUACCCACACCCACCAUCAUAGGAGGGAUGAUGAUGAUGAUGAUAAUAGAGAAUCUCGGAUUUACCCUCCACCAGUCAACGCCUUCUCUUCCUUUGACAACCCUCCACCACCACAACCACCCUUCUUCGGUGUAGCUGAGCCACCACCACCACCACAUCAGCCAGAGACCCAUGUAUACCACACAUCUCAUGUAACAUCAGGACACGUGUCCCAUGACUUCAAUUACUCUCCACCUCCUCCUCAUGUUCCUUCCUAUCACCAUGAAUCUGAAUCACCUGAUCCCCGCUUCAACCAUGGUUACCCAUCAGGACCAGCUGUAGCUGAUUACUCCCCUCCAUUUCCCAACGCUACUGUGCACCAUGUUUCUCACGAGACCCACCAUCCCCAUCCCCAACGCGUCCAUGUUCCCACCAACGUUCACCAUGUCAGCCAUGAGGUUCACUCUAAUCUCUCCACCAAACCCACUUUCAGGGUUGUCACCAAGGCAGGACCAAAUUACUGUCUUACCAUUCGCCAUGGGAAUGUCAUUCUCACACCAUCCAACCCCAGCAAUGAGUACCAGCAUUGGUACAAGGAUGAGAAGUUCAGCACCAGGGUGAAGGAUAAAGAGGGGUGUCCAGCUUUUGCUUUGGUCAACAAGGCCACCGGUGAGGCCAUUAAGCAUUCCAUUGGUGCCACUCAUCCAGUUCGGCUGCUACCUUACAAUCCAGACUAUCUUGAUGAGUCUAUUCUGUGGACUGAGAGCAGGGACCUGGGUGAUGGCCACAGAGCUAUAAGGAUGGUCAAUAAUAUUCAACUUAAUAUGGAUGCUUAUCAUGGUGAUAAGAACUCUGGAGGUGUGCGCGAUGGCACUACUAUAGUCCUCUGGGAGUGGAACAAAGGUGAAAACCAGCGAUGGAAGAUCUUACCCUACUGAGUGCAAUUGACAGAACUGUUAGUGGCUCUGAAGAUGCGUUAUCUUUAAGUUUUAGCUCUUCUGUUUGACUGGUUUGUGCUUGUAUGUUUAAUACAUUGGUAUGUUUUAGAGUAUAAAUGGUUUCUGUUAGUGCUUCUGAAGAUGCAGUUACUGGUACCAGACAACCAGCUGUAGAUUAUUCAAUAGAAUAAGUGUGUUUAUCUACUACAUACUUGUAUGCAAGGUGCUGAUUGCCAUAUAAUGGUAUACAGCUAUGUGUCACCUUAUAUCUUUAAUGUCAUUCAGUGUGAACCAUCACUGUUGUUGUUAUAUCUAUCAGACUAUCACUAUUUAACUAGCAUGUGG
This is a messenger RNA of Gastrolobium bilobum, 1349 nucleotides long. RefSeq names its product ricin B-like lectin EULS3. Bases 51 to 1004 code for a protein of 317 amino acids. NCBI's taxonomy places the organism in Eukaryota, Viridiplantae, Streptophyta, Magnoliopsida, Fabales, Fabaceae. The transcript has 4 exons. The record is from RefSeq and is a predicted model, not a curated record.